CAGACAGCUUGUUUUCCGUAGUUUGUACACAAAUCUGCCACAUACAAGCAAUGUUCUAACUGAUAAGACGUACAACAAUCAAAGCAAAUCAAUUCAAAAUGGUUUUGUUAACAAUGAUAGCCCGGGUUGCAGAUGGUUUGCCACUGGCAGCCUCAGUUCAAGAGGAUGAACAGGCCGGUAGAAGUAUGAUGGAGUACCAGAACCAAGCAAAACAGCUAUUCCGUAAGAUUUCCAAUGAUCCUCAACCCCCAGCAAGGUGCAGUUUGGAAUCGGGACCAUAUAUUUAUCACUACAUUAUUGAACGUGGUGUGAUGUAUCUUGUUCUUUGUGAUAAAACAUUUUCAAAAAGACUUGCAUAUACAUACUUAGAAGAUUUACAAGGAGAAUUUUCAGCGCAGUAUGGAUCGAGAGUAGAAACUGUAUCCAGACCAUAUACUUUUAUAGAGUUUGAUACAUACAUCCAGAAAUGUAGGCGGUCUUACAUGGACUCUAGGGCCAGAAGAAAUUUGUCGAAUAUAAACACAGAACUACAGGAUGUUCAAAGAAUUAUGGUACAGAAUAUUGAUGAUGUGUUGCAGAGAGGAGAAGCGUUAUCAGUUCUAGACAGCAAAGCCAGUAAUUUAUCAACACUUUCUCAGAAAUACAAGAAAGAUGCAAAAUAUCUCAAUUUGAGAUCGUCGUAUUUCAAAAUUGCCAUUGGAGUUAUUCUUGUGGUUUUUAUGCUGCUGUUUUUCCGGUAUUGGUUUUUCUGAGUGGAGGAAGUGGACAACAAAUGACAGAUUGGUGAACAAUGACCUUCUUUCGUGUCCGUCAACUCCCUAGUGUACAGGUUCCAGGUGAUACUGGAAAUGUUGCCUGCACAAAUCACAGUCAAGUCAUCAGCUUCAUGAGGUGUCAAAGACCAUGGAUUUUUUUUUUUCAUUAUAUAUAUAUAUAUAUGUAUAUGUGUUGUGGAUUCAUCUUGAUGACUUUUCCCAUGAGCUGGAGUACAUUGAAAAUAUCAGUGUUUGACAAAUGUUUGAGGAAGUCACUAGCCCUCACAAAAGCUUUGGCUAGUGUCCUAUGUAUUAUAGUAAUAUAGUUGAUAAUUUCCACUAGCUCAGACCAAACAGUCGCUAGGGCUAUUGGAUUUGUCGAACUGUUUUGGAAAUCCUGAUUAUGAUAUAGUUAUAUGCUUCAUGCAUUUAGGAUGAUGAGACACUUGAUUUUAUUUUACACUAGUCAGAGCUUCAAUCAGCCGAUUUUUCAUACCAAAAAACCUUGAUGACUACAUCAUGAUACAUCAGAUGACAUCAUUAUGGCAUCAAUAAUUUUAUGCAUUACAUUUUUCCCAGCAAGGAUACUGGAUAGCAAAGCUCGAAGUUAAGAAUUUGUUACGUACGACAAUAUAUUUGUAAAGGUAUUUGCCAUAAGCAAAAUGCUCACCGUAGGCAAUGUUGAGGCUGCUUACAGCAAGUUUAUUAAACCACUAAAUUUUGCAACAAAUAAAAUACAAAAUUGAAAACUAAAAAUUAUUAAUGUUUCCUAUGUCGGGGAACAUUUAGUUCAGUGUUGCAAUUAACUACACAAUUUUUCAAAAUCGCUACACAAUUUUAAAACAUUAAACAGUAGAUACUAACCAAUUUUCAAUUGACUAGAAAUAUUGCUAAUCAAGAUUUUGAAAACAAAAUGUUCCCUGUAUGUCAAUAAUUUGUAUCCAGUGGCAGAAAGCUGUCAUUGGUUAAAUCCCUGAGCUAUAGCAAUUCAUAUCACAGCUUUGGCGAUUGCCAUCAAGUCCGCCAUUGUUAAGUUUAAGCCUUGGGAUAGAAAAUCCAUUUACGAUGUAGGGUUACUGAAUCCAUUACCUUUUUGUGAAAGGUUUUCUUUGAAGUGCACACAAAGAUGUCUUUGUGCAGAUGGUUAAUCUUAAUCUAAGACUGCUUAAUUUUAAUCUAAGGGUGCAUUAUCUUAAUUUAUAAUUUUGGACCCAUUUAAAAUUCCGCAAUCAAUACAAUGUAUGUUUGUGCAAAUUUGUUACACAUGUAUAAAACUUACUUUUUUUUGUCCCAGUUUUUGUGUGUAAUGCUGUUUACUAAUUUAUGUUAAAAAGAUUUAAUACUGAACCUUUGUAACAUCUGACAGUUCAGGCUAAGGCCCACUUUUCAUUAAUGUACAUGUACCUGGCAAUUUUAUUUUAAAUGUUGGUGGUAUAAUUGUAUUUCUGUGAUCCCUACAACUCUUUAACAAAGUUUAUCAACAUGUCUUGUUGUGAGAUUUAUGACUCUCUUUCCAGUAUUGGUCCUGUACAAUUGGUACCACAGAUUUCGACAGUUACCUUCUCAAUGAGGUUGAGGUAAUUUUAUUUACAUGCCUAUAUCCAUACAUGGUUCAGGCACAUCUGUUCCAUGUGCAGCUUUUGGCAAGGUCAGUUGCUUAGCAUGGGACAGACCUUCGCAGUGAAGCUGACUGUGAGCAUUCAGUGUAGUGAUGUCAACAAGCGGAAAAUCAUGCCUAAAAAAUUCUCAUUGAUCAAAAUUUAUUUUCUUUGUGCCGAAUGCUUUCAGAAACAUUUUUAUUGAAAAUAGCCUAUUUCUCGUUCCAGCUAGUGCACCAUGACUAGUAUAUUAUUAUCAAAGGCUAUGGUAUGUGCU
Gigantopelta aegis is the source of this 2630-nucleotide messenger RNA. RefSeq names its product vesicle-trafficking protein SEC22b-B-like. Gene Ontology annotation, biological process: retrograde vesicle-mediated transport, Golgi to endoplasmic reticulum; endoplasmic reticulum to Golgi vesicle-mediated transport; vesicle fusion with Golgi apparatus. The transcript is spliced from 5 exons. Bases 99 to 752 code for a protein of 217 amino acids. The record is from RefSeq and is a predicted model, not a curated record. NCBI's taxonomy places the organism in Eukaryota, Metazoa, Mollusca, Gastropoda, Neomphalida, Peltospiridae. Gene Ontology annotation, molecular function: SNAP receptor activity. Gene Ontology annotation, cellular component: endoplasmic reticulum-Golgi intermediate compartment; SNARE complex; ER to Golgi transport vesicle membrane.